CUCCAGGACCGCGGCCGGACCUGCCCCACAGCCUCGCCAUGAAGGGUCCCCUGCUCGGAGCCAUGUUCUCCAGGCACGUCAAGAGACACCCCGGACUCAUUCCCCUCAUUGGCUUCAUCAGUGUCGGCAUGGGCAGUGCCGUCCUGUACCUGCUGAGGCUGGCCCUGUACAGCCCGGAUGUCAGCUGGGAUCGGAAGAAUAAUCCUGAACCCUGGAAUAAACUGAGCCCCACGGACCAGUAUAAAUUUCUGGCAGUUUCCACCGACUACAAGAGCCUCAAGAAGGAGCGGCCCAGUUUCUGAGCUGGGGCUGGGAUGUGCCUCAGCCCCAUCAACCUCUCCUGCCCCACAGCUCCACGACACUCGCUGCCUCCCCAGCACCCCCAAUCCAUGGGGCUGGGCCCCCAACCUGCAAUAAACCACAUCACUGAGGAGCGAUGCACUCACCGGUACCUGGCACGCUGCUGUCACCAUCCUGCCUUGCCUAUAUGAAACUCAUAGCACAGUAAUAAACUAUUUGGAGUGGAGAGUGGGGCA
Molecule: messenger RNA, 536 nt
Organism: Melopsittacus undulatus (budgerigar)
Lineage: Eukaryota; Metazoa; Chordata; Aves; Psittaciformes; Psittaculidae
Gene: COXFA4L2
Product: NDUFA4 mitochondrial complex associated like 2
Exons: 4
Coding region: 39-302 (87 amino acids)
Source: RefSeq, a predicted model, not a curated record